This is a messenger RNA of Hymenoscyphus albidus, 967 nucleotides long. The record is from the annotation of a GenBank genome assembly. NCBI's taxonomy places the organism in Eukaryota, Fungi, Ascomycota, Leotiomycetes, Helotiales, Helotiaceae.
UACCACUCCAGUCAGUGCAGAAGUGACUAGUUCUACAUGUAGUGAAUUUCAAAUGCCGAUUAAUAUCUCCGAUUCGGAGAUAACCACAUGAAGCAAACUCCGAAUUCGACACUUCCCGCCAACCAUGCUGCCAUGGCUUCACCAAAUAACCUCACCACCGCCCAAAGAACAUCAAAACUACAAUCCAAAAACCCAAUCAUGACCACAAGAUCUCCCCCUCAACUCAGCCUCAAAGGCGCCCGCAUCGCACUCGCAGCCAGCGAAGCCAAAGCCACGAGUUUAGGAAUCGACAUGAACAUAGCCAUAGUAGACGCUUCCACCCACCUCGUCGCUUUCUCCCGGAUGCCCAAUGCCAAAAUCACAUCCAUAAACAUAGCAAUCGACAAAGCUUUUACGGCUGCUGGCCACAGAAUAGGAACUCAUAUGUAUAAAGAAGCUGUUUGGCCUGGUGGUCCAGCUUUUGGGUUGGGGACGAGCAAUGGGGGCCGGUUUGUGACCAUUGGUGGGGGUUUGCCGGUGGUGGAUGGGGAAGGGCGGGUUGUGGGCGCGGUGGGUGUUAGUACGGUAUGUUUUUAUAUUUCUUAUCGGACUCUCAUCUAGCUUGAGAGAGUAUGAGAUUUACUCAUUGUGGGAAUAGGGCACACCUGCGCAAGAUGAAGUCGUUGCGAGAGCAGGGGUUGAGGCUGUGGAGAAGGUUUUGAGAGAUGAAGGAAAGGUGAAAGCUAAACUGUGAUGAACGCCGAAGUUGAACAGAAAUUCAUUCCUCAGCUCAUCUCCACUUUCACUGCAAUGGGGAGCAAUAAGCAUUCAGUCAGCGGACAAAUGACUAUUCCCAAACCUAAUAUAUUCCUCCGCGUUAAAACCCCCUCCAGGGCAAAACAAACGUGAAAGUAACAAGGUUCACAUGGAAUAUUUUAGUGGAACACAGGGUAGAAUUCCCACUGAGAUUGUUCGUUUAUUUUGCCCC